Botrytis fragariae is the source of this 2295-nucleotide messenger RNA. Its product is annotated as putative protein kinase snf1 protein. Gene Ontology annotation, cellular component: cytoplasm. The transcript has 4 exons. The record is from RefSeq and is a predicted model, not a curated record. Gene Ontology annotation, molecular function: ATP binding; protein serine/threonine kinase activity. The coding region runs from base 1 to 2295 and encodes 764 amino acids. Gene Ontology annotation, biological process: intracellular signal transduction; protein phosphorylation. Lineage: Eukaryota; Fungi; Ascomycota; Leotiomycetes; Helotiales; Sclerotiniaceae.
AUGAAUCGUUACGAUGACGGCGAGCUAGAGAUAUCUCUGGCACCAUCUGCAAACGCUCGCGCACAACACAGAGCCUCGGACGCCGGCUCACACUCACGUCGUGAUUCGCAAAAUGGAAACAGCAGGAGGAUGGAAACGGUUCCGGCACCGCAAAGAAAGACGGAGCAGCGAGUGGGCGCAUACUCAGUCAUACGUACGCUUGGAGAGGGUUCCUUUGGAAAGGUUAAAUUGGCGGUCCAUCGAGUGACAGGUCAACAGGUUGCGUUGAAGAUUAUUGGAAGGAGGAAGUUGAUCAGUCGUGAUAUGGCUGGGAGAGUGGAGCGAGAAAUCGAAUACCUUCAGCUUUUGAGACAUCCUCAUAUUAUCAAAUUGUAUACCGUCAUUAAAACGACCUCCGAGAUAAUUAUGGUUCUUGAAUAUGCCGGAAAUGAGUUAUUCGAAUAUAUCGUACAACAUGGAAAGAUGAGAGAAGAUGAAGCCAGGCGGUUUUUUCAACAAAUUAUCUGCGCAGUCGAAUAUUGCCAUAGACAUAAGAUCGUACAUCGAGAUCUAAAACCCGAGAAUCUUCUUCUUGACGAGAACCUAAAUGUCAAAAUCGCCGAUUUCGGACUUAGUAACAUCAUGACGGAUGGAAAUUUUCUCAAGACAAGCUGCGGAAGUCCAAACUAUGCCGCACCCGAAGUCAUUAAUGGAAAAUUAUACGCUGGUCCUGAGGUCGACGUCUGGAGUUGUGGUGUCAUAUUAUACGUUUUACUUGUGGGAAGAUUGCCUUUCGAUGAUGAACAUAUUCCCUCUCUAUUUGCGAAAAUUGCUAGGGGUCAAUACAAUGUCCCUAGUUAUAUGGGUCGUGAAGCUGCCGCGUUGAUCAAGAAAAUGUUGGCCGUCAAUCCGGUUCACAGAGCUACCAUUGCCGAUAUCCGAGACGAUCCUUGGUUUACUACAAAUCUACCUGCUUAUUUACAACCUCCGGUGGAAGAAUUUAUUGAUACAGGUGUCGACCCGGCAAAGGCUAUCAAUCCCCGAGCAAUUGCACCUCAUGCCAGCCCAGCCAUCCAGGAGAAAUUACAUGUACAAGUUACUGAAAAAAUUAGUAAGACGAUGGGUUAUGGUAUCAAAGAUGUUCAAGAGGCUUUGGCUGCGGAAGAACCUUCGGCCAUUAAAGAUGCGUAUCUUAUUGUUCGGGAGAAUAAGUUGAUGCAAGCUAAUCCAAAUCUCUUCGAUGAUAAAAAUCAACUUCUUUUCCAGAUUCCCUCACCUCCAGCAUACGACUCAGCAAUUCCCCCCUCAUUACCUAAUUCGCCUUCGGUUGCCAUUAAGGAGCGACCCGGUAAUGUUCAACCAGCAGUUGCGCCAUUUCAGCCUCGGCCUAGCCCCCUUCUUGAUGCCGUAUCGCCAAGAUCCAGUAGUUCUAUUGGAACUGAUAGAUCAUUUGGUCGACCAUAUGUUAGCAAAAUCGGAAUUUUGCCAAGCAGUAUUCCACAAUACCAUAAAGAGUUUAUGGAAACGCACAAAUCUGGCCAUCAGGAGAGUACUCUGUCAACAUCUCACUCAGAGGUCAUCGAACCAUCACCUCAAACAGACGCUGAAAAAGCCGAAACAGUUCGCCGCUUGAAUCCACACUCUAGAGCUCUGGCGAAACUCGAUGAAGGUAAGAAACCGGCAGGUAUGACUCCAGUUCCAUCGAAAAAAUCAAAGCCCACAAAAUGGCAAUUUGGGAUUCGAUCUCGAAAUCAACCUCUUGAAGCAAUUGGAUGCAUUUAUAGAGCUCUUCAAAAGCUUGGUGCCGAAUGGUUAGUCGGCGAUGAAUGGACACCUGGUCAGAAUGAAAGUAAUGGGAACAAUCGCAAUGAUAAUAAUAAUGACAAUGAUCCAAAUGGAAGUGGAGCCUCUCUGCAUCGCGAAACUUCUAUGAAUGAUACCUCAUCGAAGAGAAAUAGAUUCAGUGGUAUGGAUAAGCAAGGAAACUACAAGUUACCGGAAGAUCCAUGGGUGCUUCAUGUCCGUUGGAAGAAAACUGACAUCCGACGUCAUUCCAUUGCUUCCCUGAACAGUUCAACUUCUAGUCCCGCACUCCCCUCCUCAAUGCCAAAAGAUGAUGAAUCUGAUGCAGGCGUCAUCAUGCAUCUCGAUAUCCAACUCUAUGAAAUGGAACCCAGUGUCUAUCUAGUGGAUUUCAAAUGCGCAGGAUAUGAAACUGCAAAGGGUAUGCUGUGCGAGGAAAAAGAUGUUACUAGUCCUUUCCCUUUCUUGGAUUUGGCUAGUAAAUUAAUCAUUCAAUUGGCGGAAGCUGAUUAG